UCUGGGGCGGGCUGAAGGGGGGGGCUGCGGCUGGGGCUGGGAAUGACCAUGAGGGAUCGAACGCAGGAACUCAGAGAGGAUGAUGGGAGCUCAGACAAUGAGGAGGCCGAGCGGAUGGUCCUGGUCGUGAAGCCAGGAUCGGCCAAGUUCAAGGAUGAAGGGGAGCCGGUGGACGAGUUCUUCCAGACGGCCCGGGGGAUCCGUGAGGCGCUGAAGACCCUGGAGGGGAAGGUGAAGGAUCUGGAAAAGCAUCAGACCACGAUUCUGGCCACCCCGCUGCCGGAGGACAGCAUGAAGCGAGAUCUGCAGAGACUGCGUGAGGAGAUCAAGGACCUGGCCAAAGACAUUCGGAGCCGCCUGAAAACCAUCGAGCCCAAGAAGGGCGAGGAGGACGAGAACAGAAACGCCAUCAACACCCGGAUGAAGAGAACCCAGCACGGCAUCCUGUCCCAGCAGUUCCUGGAGCUGAUCAACAAGUGCAACACCAUCCAGUCGCAGUACCGGGACCGCAACGUGGAGCGAAUCCACCGACAGCUGCAGAUCACCGGCGGCGGCGUGGUGUCAGACGAAGAGCUGGAGCAGAUGCUGGAGAGCGGCCAGACGGAAGUGUUUGUCUCUAACAUCAUGAAGGACACGCGUGUGACCAAGCAGGCGCUGAACGAGAUCGAGACCCGGCAUGACGAGAUCCUCAAGCUGGAGCGCAGCAUCCAGGAGCUGCACGAUAUGUUCACCUACCUCGCCACCGAGGUGGAGCUGCAGGGGGAGAUGAUCGACCGGAUUGAGAAGAACAUCCUGGACUCGGAGGAUUACGUCAAGAAGGGACACCUCCAUCUCAGCUCGGCCAGGGAGAACCAGAAGAAAGCCCGCAAGAAGAAGUUCAUGAUCAUCAUCUGCCUUUCGGUCGCCGUCGUCAUCAUUGUGAUUAUCAUCGGAGUGGCCAUCGCCACCGGCUAGACCUGCGUCCGGUUUCCACCCCCUCUCCCCCUGCUGUGGGGCUGGGGCUUUCUGGAUUCGUGAGCACGGCCCCGUCUUCCAGCAGAACCACUGCCCCCUGCUGGGAGGUUUAUGCACUGACGGCCGGAGCGAACGCCGGGUUUAAAUCCUGCUUUUUAAGCACAAGCCAGCCCCCUCCCGUCCAGAACGGUUUCUAUGGACUCCUCGCAUCUCUUGCCUUCGGGGUUGGGGUGAGAUCCGCCCUGAAGAGCCUCUGAUUUUCUGAGGUCUGUGAAUUUGUGGCAUUUUGAUCUGACGGUUCAUCCUCCAUGUCACUUCCUGUGGCUCUGUCCCUCCCCUUUGAGCCUCUUCCUGUUUUGGGCAGUGCCACUUUGCGUGGCAAAGCCCCUCACACUAGCAUUAACUUCAUGCACUGAGCAAGUCAACUUCUUCUAACCCCACCUCUACCUGGCCAAGCCCACUUCCUGUCUCAUCACCCCUCCUGCCAGUAUCUACUUCCUGUUUUGGGAAAAUCAGCUUCCUGUGGGCCCCGCCUCUUGCUCUCAGUCUCUAUUUCCUGUUAUGGUAAUGCCAACUUCCUUUUU
This is a messenger RNA of Emys orbicularis (European pond turtle), 1538 nucleotides long. RefSeq names its product syntaxin 4 (gene STX4). Gene Ontology annotation, biological process: exocytosis; intracellular protein transport; synaptic vesicle fusion to presynaptic active zone membrane. Gene Ontology annotation, molecular function: SNAP receptor activity; SNARE binding. Gene Ontology annotation, cellular component: endomembrane system; synaptic vesicle; presynaptic active zone membrane. NCBI's taxonomy places the organism in Eukaryota, Metazoa, Chordata, Testudines, Emydidae. The coding region runs from base 43 to 954 and encodes 303 amino acids. The transcript is spliced from 11 exons. The record is from RefSeq and is a predicted model, not a curated record.